Messenger RNA from Thecamonas trahens ATCC 50062, 2444 nucleotides. Its product is annotated as serine/threonine protein kinase. NCBI's taxonomy places the organism in Eukaryota, Apusomonadida, Apusomonadidae. Gene Ontology annotation, cellular component: plasma membrane. The record is from RefSeq and is a predicted model, not a curated record. The transcript has a single exon. Gene Ontology annotation, molecular function: protein kinase activity; ATP binding. The annotation marks the transcript as partial. Gene Ontology annotation, biological process: hormone-mediated signaling pathway; protein phosphorylation.
GGCGGGGGACAUUGGGGCUGGUGGUGGUGGCGGUGGUGGUGAUGUUGGUGGAGGCAGGCACGGGUGAGGCAACACGAGUCACAAGGCCUGGCGUCAGUGACGGGAGUAUGCGCGAGGGCCUUGGCGGUGGCGCCGGCGGCAGUGGCACACAGCAGGAACAUAGUGAUCCGUCGAUGUUGGCGUACAAGGUGCUGUCGCAAUUGUUCCUCGAUACGGGCGGACCCAGCUGGACGUCUUCGACCAACUGGCUGGCGAACCUGUUUGUGUGCUCAUGGGAGGGCGUCCACUGCACGUCAGGCUUUGAGACGGUCGUCGGGCUUGAUCUGAGCAACAACAACCUGGUGGGGAGAAUCCCGGCGUAUCUGUUUAACAUCACCACGCUGAGCUCGAUUGACUUUUCCACCAACGUCCUCCGUGGCACGUUUCCAGACAUCUCGGGCACUGCACUGACCACAGUUGCGAUCUCCAACAACCAGUUUGACAGCAUCGACAACGUUUUCCUUGCGCCCGCGCUCAACGAGUUGCACGCAAACUACGCGCUUGCGCCACGGGUGGGGCCCCUUCGCCACGUCCCGCGCAACCCGGUCCAGGGCGGCAGCUCGACCGUGGCGUACCUCUCGCUCCGUGGCAACAUGAUCACAACCGGCUUUGACCAGGCCUUUCUCAACAGCGUCCCCAGCUUGGAGUUCCUGGACCUAUCGUUCAACGAGCUGGCGACUCGGAUCGAUAACCUGACUCUGCCGCAGUUCUUGGACUUUCUGGAUUUGAAGUCCAACUCUCUCGUGGGUGGCCUCCCCAGCAACCUGCCCUUCGGUCAGUUUUAUUUGGCGAACAACUCGCUGACGGGCAUGAUCAGCUACGGCGACGCGCAGACACUGGAUCUUUCAUUCAAUAACUUUGAUGGGGCCCUCAGCGAGGACGUACCGGAUACGCUCGUGACGUUUUCGGCCGACCACAACCUGUUGACCGGUCAGAUCCCCAACGGGCUGGCAUGCUCGGAUACGAUCCGUUACUGCGACCUCGGUGGCCAGGAGGGGCCGGAGCCGCUCAAGUGUCCAUCGAAGUGCAUUAGGAACCAUUGCCAAGUCUACCAGUGCUCGUCGUGUGGCUUGAGCGCGUGCUCGUCAUCGGAUGAGUGUCAAGAAGCGGGUGGACCGUGUAAUCUGUGCAUCAACCACAAGUGUCAGGCACCACCGCCUCCGCCGAGUCCGCCGGCACCGCCUCCGCCACCGGCACCGAUUCCGCCGCCGAGUCCACCAAGCCCACCGCCGAGCGCGCAUUCGCGCAGCCCGAGCGGACUCUCCAAGGGAAAGACGGUGGCUGUGGUUCUUGUGGUGGUUCUUGUGGUGGUUUGCGUCGCUGGGUUUGUGGUUCUCCAGCGAGUGCUCAAGCCUGGCGGGCGGGCGCGCGGUAGCAGGAGCGGAGGCGAGACGUCGACGCUGCUGCCCAAGCCAUCUGUGCUCCAGCAGUACACGUCGAACCUUAACGCGUCGUACACGAUUGACGAGGUGGAUCCGGCAGUGUCGUCGCUAUUCAUUCCACUGGCGGACAUCUCGCUCGGCCCGGAGCUGGGGCGUGGGACGUACGGCUCGGUGUACUUUGCGACGUGGAACGGACGGCCGUGCGCGGUGAAGGACAUGCGGCUCAACGGCGAGGACGUACAGGUGGCGCUGCACGAGAUCGGGGUCAUGGCGCAGCUUCAGCACCCCAACAUUGUGGAGUUGUACGGGUUCUCGCGCGGCGACGUGUCGGUAUACAUUGUGAUGGAGUUGGUGGAGGGUGGCUCGCUGCGAGAGUUUGUUUCGUACGCGGCACAGCAUCUCGAUCUGGUGAUGGCGACCAAGAUUGCGAUUCUGCAGGAGGUGGUGGCUGGACUGGAGUUUAUGCACUCGCACGGCGUCCUUCACCGUGACAUCAAGUCGGCCAACAUCCUGCUUCAGAUGGAGGGUGACGAGGUGCUUGCCGCCAAACUCGCCGACUUUGGCUUUGCCAAGGUCCGCGCCGACUCGGGCUCGCUGGCCUCGAUCCAGACCAUCCGUGGCACGCCGGUGUACAUGGCGCCCGAACUGCUGCUGCAGUACUAUCAGGGCGCGGCCGAAGCUUGCUACUCCAAGGCCGCAGACAUCUUUUCACUCUCCAUUGUCGCGUACGAGAUGCUCACCGAGUCAAUUCUCUUCCGCGCCAAGCGGUUCUCGGCGGCCAUGACGGCGUCGGGUCGGCGGCCGCCGUUCAACGACGAGUUUGCCACUCGCUACCCGCAGCUUGUCGAGCUCAUCUCGCACGCUUGGGCUGCAAAUCCGGUCGACCGACCGUCAAUCUCUGAGUUUGCCGCAGCCCUCGACCUCGUUGCCGAGCAGCUGCCAGCCGACGAUGGGCCGCUUCUCCGGCGCGAUGACGUGUGAGUGAAGAGUAGGCAUGAAAAGGAGCCAAAUGAGGGUGUGCCU